This is a messenger RNA of Drosophila subpulchrella, 878 nucleotides long. Its product is annotated as probable nuclear transport factor 2. Gene Ontology annotation, cellular component: nuclear pore central transport channel. Lineage: Eukaryota; Metazoa; Arthropoda; Insecta; Diptera; Drosophilidae. The record is from RefSeq and is a predicted model, not a curated record. Gene Ontology annotation, biological process: protein import into nucleus. Bases 72 to 464 code for a protein of 130 amino acids. The transcript is spliced from 2 exons.
AAAAAAUAAGUUGUAAGACUGCCGACUGGGUUGUAAUCCACUGGAUCUGGAUCCUUAGACCCUCAAGUAAAAUGUCGCUGAAUCCGCAAUACGAGAACAUUGGCAAGGCAUUCGUGCAGCAGUACUAUGCCAUUUUCGACGACCCACCAAAUCGGGCGAACGUGAUUAAUUUCUACGACGCUACGAACUCCUUCAUGACCUUCGAGGGCCAACAAAUCCAGGGAGCAACCAAGAUCAUAGAAAAAAUUCAGGCUCUGAGCUUCCAGAACAUUGCCCGCGUGAUAACCGCAGUAGAUUCGCAGCCCACUUUCGACGGCGGAGUAAUAGUCAAUGUCCUUGGAAGACUAAAGUGCGAUGAGGAUCCCCCGCACUCCUUCGCGCAGGUCUUUCUCCUGAAGCCCAAUGCCGGCUCUUUCUUCGUGGCCCACGACAUCUUCCGCCUGAACAUCCACAACGCUGCCUAGGAGCCGUUUAGCUGGAUAUAUAUCCAAUAAACAUAUAUUUUUAUGUAUCAACACCACUCGGCAACACAAAAAAGGUUUUCAACGACACCAAUCACUGUUUACAAAACAAUACAAUUACAUAUUUUACAAAUUGCUUCUGUUUUGGAAGUAAAAAAAAAAUGUAGCCGAGUGCCUCGAUAAGGAUCCAAUCGAAAAACAAUACUAAAUACAGAUAGGAAUUAAUGAUAGUGGAUAUUAGUUGGCUCUUGUGAAUAAAUCUUAAAAAACUAAAAAAAUGUAUUUAUGUAGUUACUUAAAUCUACAUGGUAUACAUUUGUAUGUAUAUUGUCCCCACCUAAAAGUAUACUUUGCGUUGUCAUAGCUUCAAAUGUAAUAUUUUAUUUGGUCGCAAAGCUGCAAAGAACCUAAAUUGUA